AUGGUGCAGCCUACGUCCCCGCCUGCACCCGCUGCAUCAGUGCCGUCGCCGCCCAUAUCGCCCACCAUGGCCGUGUCGAUGGCGAUCGGAGCGCUAUCGCUCGUGGUCAUGGGCAUGGGAUUCCUCCCGAUGGUCUGUGUGGCCCUCUUGUCUGUCGCGCUCACAUGUCACCCUACCGUGCGUGAAUACAUCGAGCUCGCCCUGCCGGGUGAGCGCACUGCCCAUAUCGAUGCAAAGCGCGAGCACAACGUCAUCGAGGUGCUUCGAUCGCGUGUGCAGGACAUGCUGCCUCACACACGUCGCCAUGACGCGGCCUCCACCAGUCCGGGGCGCUGUACGUUGGCGUCGUUGCCACCCGCCUGCCAGUCGGAGGCACAGCACAUUUUGCGUUUGGUCCGCCGCGACUGCAUUCAGUAUUGGUUUGACCCCAUCUCGUUUGGCCUGCCGACGUUUCCUGAUGAGGCCAUCGCGGCGGCCGAGCAUGUGCUCGCCCAAAUAGCCCUCCGGCUCGAGCAGUACAGUCGGACGACGGUUGCGACAGAACUCUCGCUCACGGCGCUCUCUGUCAUCGUGACGGCGAUGCAGAAUAAGCGGUCAGAAGACGCCCCGUCACCUGGUCUGUGGGACAAUGCAUCCGCUCGGAUCGAGAGCUUACAGACGUCCAUGAGCACGCUUCUCAGGCAGACAUUGCCGGAGGAAGAUCGCCACUCACCCAUGGUGGUGGCGCUGCUAUCCGAACUUGCGUCCAAGCAGCUGUGGACGCUAUUGCAGACCUACAGCGACCCCGAUGUCUUGAACGGCUAUAUUUUGCAGUACGGCCGACUGCCAGAGCAGCGACUGACGUACGAGCCACGUACCAAGGCACCCAAAACACCUGCACAGCCCACGGCCAGCCACGACGUCCAGGAAGCGCUGAGGGAUCUCGACGCACCGAGCGGCAUCAAGUCGCCCUCGUCGUCUCUUCCGGACCACCUCGAAGAGAUGUUGAGUGAGCUGCGAGAAUCGAGCCUGUCCCAGGACGAGCCAUCCGAGGAGACGGAGCAAAUGCUGCCAGUAUCCGAUACGGCAGAGCCGGCCGUCCCGAUGAACAUCCCACCUGACGUGAAGGAGCCGCCGCUGCCGCGCUCCCUCGAAACUAGUCGCCUCCCCAAAGAGACCUACAAAGUUCGCUACCCAAAAAAAGUAGGGGACGUGCUGAACAAGAAAGACAGCAAUACGUACGACGAUUGGUACUCAUUCCUGUCCCGGCUAGAUCCGACGCUCGAGCCUCCUGAAGGGGCCGUGCUCAUCCAGCUGCACUCGAAUCUCGAGGCCCUCGAUGAAUCUGUGAGCCACGAGGCAAGCUCGUCGGACCUGUAUGCCAGUGAUGUGCGAACGGUCGUUCAAGCCUCCCUCGCCAUCUUGCCCGAGACCUCAGGCACCAAGGGCGUACGCACCGCCAUGGCCGCGCUCCUCAAGGCCGACGACAUCCAGCCCAACAUGGUCAAGCCUCUGCGUAAAGCAUUGCUCAAGCGGUUGCAGACACUGUAUGAUAUGUUUGUCGCAGAAGCUCGCGGCAAAACGGUGGUGCAUACCAGUCCAUCGCGAUCUAUCUCAGUGGUGGAUGUGAGUACGCAGACCAAGCCGGAUCGUCCCGUGGAUCCUCGCUCCAUGCAAGUGCUCGUCACGGUCGAAGCAGGCGAGAAGGAAGACGCGGCAGAUGGGUAUGCGGUCCUACGUUCAUGGCCCCAGUUUGAGGCACUGCAGGCCGACCUGGUGCGAAUGUACGAGCGACGGCCCCUUGGGUCGAACAUGUCGCGUCCGCCAGCGUUGCCGCUCAUAAGGGGCCUUACCAGCGCGGCAGCAUGCCAGGCGAUCCAAACGUACUUGGAGCAACUGCUCUCGCCAUCGAGCGACGGCAUGGCUUGGUACACAUCCACGCAGCCGGUGCAUUCAUUCCUCGAUAAGACGCGUGCAUCGACGACGGACGAAGAGACGCGCAUGCGCACGAAUGCUUUCAUGUCGGGACUUGGCGGCGUAGGCCGUACCUUCGCCACGGGUUUCGCAGGCGCCGCUGGGUCUGCGCGAAAAGGCAUGGGACAACGGAGACCAGCGCCAUCGCGAGCCGGACGCGUGUUUGGACUGCGCCCGGACAUGACAGACGCGGUCCCUAUACCCCCAUCGCUGCCUCCGCGCCAUACGUCCGUGUCUCCGCAAGACAAGGCGUCGUCCGACGCGCCUCAGGCUGCCGAGACAGCUGCCGAGCCGCCCGAGGCUGUCGAAGCCUCCCAAGACGGCGCGCGUCCUUCCGCAGCCCACACCGAGUCUCGCGACGUGGACGACGCUCCGUCGAUGCAAGACGUCAACGCUCUCCUGACAGCCGUAUUUGCCGUCACGCGUGAGGCACUGAAUAUGCACGAGGCAUGGACACUGCGCCGCGGCAUGUUGCGUGUGAUUGAGCAGUUCAUUCGUUCGACAUACCUCCAUACAGUGUCGGACGUUCUUGCGUACUUUUCCAGCAAGCUCGCGACGACCGAGCAAGCCUCGUGGCUCCGCCAGCUUCGCGAGACAUGCUGGCCGCAUGACACGUGGAAUACAGCGUCGACACCCGCACGGACGCCUGAGGAGAUGCAAAAGCGCGCAGACGAGGCACGUGCCAUCGUGCUGAGCUACACGCCGCCCCAGGCGGCGUACGCCCUCGGCAUUGGCGGUAAGCAGGCCGUGAUGGACGCCUUGGGCACCGUGCACCAAGUCGUGACCGAUCCCAUGGUGUCUCUCGACCUCCACUUGGCCCUGUUGCUGCGCGUGAUGGAUUUGGCCGUCGGCACCGCAUCGGGGUCAUCGGGCUAG
Messenger RNA from Malassezia restricta, 2829 nucleotides. Its product is annotated as sorting nexin. The coding region runs from base 1 to 2829 and encodes 942 amino acids. Lineage: Eukaryota; Fungi; Basidiomycota; Malasseziomycetes; Malasseziales; Malasseziaceae. Gene Ontology annotation, molecular function: phosphatidylinositol binding. Gene Ontology annotation, cellular component: intracellular membrane-bounded organelle. The transcript has a single exon. The record is from RefSeq and is a predicted model, not a curated record.